AUGCUUGGCGCGCCCGACCUUGCGACAGGAGAAGAUGUCUCCAUGUUGCGUACCAUCAUUGCGACCGGCUGCCUGAUUUGGUGGGUGGUAGUCUGGAAUGUUUGUGCUAUUGGCUUCGUUCAGCUUUUCCGGUAUUACUGGAGGAGACCUCAGCAGGCAACGUGCGUUACGACAUUGAAAGGCGAUGAAGUUCCUCGAGUCACUGUUAUACGGCCAGUCAAAGGCCUCGAUCCACGAUUGUACGAAUGCCUCGCAGCCACCCUCCGCCAGACGUACCCCAAAGACAAACUGAACACCGUGUUCUGCGUUCCUGAGCGAUCCGAUCCCGCCUUUCCGAUUCUCGAACGCCUAUGUAAUGACUUCCCAGACGCUCAUGUGCAAAUCUUGGUCGAAGAAGAGGAUCCGCUGCUAUUGAAGGAUAAUAACGCGCUGGGACCCAAUCCGAAGAUCAGGAACAUGAGUCGUGCCUAUAGGGAGGCCGAGGGUGACAUCGUGUGGGUGCUUGACUGUAACGUCUGGGUCGGCAAGGGCGUUUGCGGUCGACUAGUGGACCUACUAUGUGGCUUUGGACAGGACAAACAUGGCAACAGCAAGAGAAAGUACAAGUUCGUGCACCAGACACCUCUUACGGUAGACCUCGAUUCGCAAGGUCUUUCGCUACAGGACAGGAAGGAGUUGCUCGGAGGGAAACCAGAAGCUGCAGCACAGUCGACCAAUAUCGCGGCAAGCACAUCUUCUGAUCCUCGCAACUACUCAGGAAGUACUAUUAGGAAGCUGCUGCAGCGUGGUGGCGGACGUCUGGACGAAGCUUUCAUGUCUUCUGCCCACGCCAAAUUCUACCAAGCCAUCAACACUGUCGCUGUAGCACCCUGUAUUAUGGGCAAGAGUACCAUGUUCCGUCGCUCCCAACUCAACUAUGUUACCUCAUCAAACCCAGAACGCACUCCCGGUAUCGAUUUCUUCUCCGACAAUAUCUGCGAAGAUCACCUCAUUGGCGAUGUGCUGUGGAAAGAACCCCAAGCUUUCGAGAAACGAGGUUACCAACCAGAACCAGGGACCAAGAAAGAGACCUGGGGCAAGCACGCUAUGCUUUUUGGUGACUUCUGCUACCAGCCAAUCAGUCAUACGUCUGUGAUGGCCUACUUACAGCGUCGUAUUCGAUGGCUACGAGUACGGAAGUUCACGGUUACAUUAGCAACGUUCGUGGAGCCAGGAACGGAGAGUCUUCUGUGUGGGCUUUAUGGCGCAUACGCUCUGACGACGCUACCCGUGUUCCACAACAUCGGCAUCAGCCCGACCUGGACCUCCUUCUUCCUCAUCUGGCUCCUACAUCUGUCUGCUUGGUGUCUAGUGGACUACGUUCAAUAUCUGUUGCUUCACUGCGCCAAGACUGUCGAAAUCGAUGCCGAUACUCCUGAUUUUAUCUUGCCUCAGCGAUCGGCCUCUGCAUACCACCGCACCGAAGUUCUUGAACCUCUUCUUGGCAAUAAGACUCCAAGUGAGCCAAGUCUACUUGAUGGUGCAAGAAGAAACUUCAUCGACUUUCUCUAUGCUUGGCUUGGUCGCGAGUUCUUUGCAUUACCUGUAUGGGUCAUUGCGUUCUGGGGCGGCGUUACUGUAGAAUGGCGAGGUCGGAAAUUCUGGGUCGGGCUAGACAUGAAGGUUCAUGAGAUAUUGCCCCAAGUGAACGAAGCCAAGAAAGACCAGGGCAAGAAGCCUUAG
Messenger RNA from Alternaria arborescens, 1722 nucleotides. Its product is annotated as Ceramide glucosyltransferase. The transcript has a single exon. Gene Ontology annotation, biological process: glucosylceramide biosynthetic process. NCBI's taxonomy places the organism in Eukaryota, Fungi, Ascomycota, Dothideomycetes, Pleosporales, Pleosporaceae. Gene Ontology annotation, cellular component: membrane. The record is from RefSeq and is a predicted model, not a curated record. Bases 1 to 1722 code for a protein of 573 amino acids. Gene Ontology annotation, molecular function: ceramide glucosyltransferase activity.